Molecule: messenger RNA, 1260 nt
Organism: Morus notabilis
Lineage: Eukaryota; Viridiplantae; Streptophyta; Magnoliopsida; Rosales; Moraceae
Exons: 3
Coding region: 1-1260 (419 amino acids)
Source: RefSeq, a predicted model, not a curated record
AUGCAGCCGAAAGGGAAUUCUUUAGAGGAUACCCUAAAAACUUUUAUGGACGCUCAAAAUAAAACAAAUCAAAGGGUUGAUUCGAUGCUCACGCAGCUGGUGGAAGAGAACAAGGAAAUAAAAAGUCAGAUCACAAAGUUGACAAAAGCUUUAACCAUUCAAGAGCGCGGUAAAUUUCCAUCACAAGCCCAGUCCAAUUUGAGAGGACAACACAUGGCUCAAACUUCCAACUCUGAAGGUCAAAAUAUCAAGGAAGUUAAUGCCAUCUCUACUCGAAGUGGUAAGAAUUCAGACACGCCAUCGACAAGUACUACCACUUUGAGUAAUGAAGAAUCGGCUCAGGAGAAAGAAGAGCCAACAAAAAUUCCCGUAAAGGUGCCCUUCCCCCAAGCUCUCCGACCUACUGGGAAAGUGCCGGAAAAUCAAAGUGAGAUCCUGGAGCACUUGACACAAUUAAAGAUCAAUCUUCCCUUACUACAUGUGAUCAAGCAAAUGCCGGCCUACGCCAAGGUUAUAAAGGAUCUGUGCACUAUAAAGAGAAAUCACCAUGUUAAGAAGACUGCAUUCUUGAUGGAACAAGUAAGUACGGUGAUUGAGCAGAAGACACCGCCGAAGUAUAAGGAUCCAGGUUGUCCCACCAUUUCUUGCCAGAUCGGGACACAUAAAUUCAGCCAAGCAUUACUAGACCUAGGAUUGAGUGUUAGCCUCAUGCCUUAUUUGGUCUACUCACAAUUGGGUCUUGGAAAGAUUAAGCCCACAUCUGUGGUUCUCAACUCACAGGACAGAGGAACCAAGUUUGGGCCACCAUGUUUUGAGGAGCUCCCAACAGAAGGAGAAAAACUGAAAUCAUCCACCGAGGAGGCUCCAAAAGUCAAGCUAGCCCAACUACCUGAGGGCCUAAAACAUGCGUUCUUGAGAGAUAAAGACACAUUCCCAGUCAUCAAGUCGUCUAAACUCAAUGCAUUGAUCAAGGUAAAAAUGAAAGCAGUUCAUGGCAAGCACAUCCUGAGGAAGAAUUUUGAGCCGAAUCAACGGGUUCAUCUCUAUGAUUCCCGUUUACUUCUCCACCCCAGUAAGUUGAGGUCGCGGUGGACUAGCCCGUUCGUAGUGAGACACAUUUUUUCCAAUGGUGCUGUCGAGGUUGAGGGCUCGACCAAUGGGAGAAUCUUCAAAGUAAAUGGCCAACAUCUGAAGAAUUACUUAGAGCGGGUGAACCAGGUUGAAGAGAUCAUUCUCGACGACCCCGUUUACCAGCCCUGA